Molecule: messenger RNA, 950 nt
Organism: Lymnaea stagnalis (great pond snail)
Lineage: Eukaryota; Metazoa; Mollusca; Gastropoda; Lymnaeidae
Source: the annotation of a GenBank genome assembly
UGGAAAGCAAAGGCAGAUGCAUUAAAGAGUAUGCCAAGGGAUAAGUGUGCAUUAAGAAGAGGCACCCCCCAUUGGCCAGAACUCGAGAAGCAUGUAGCAGGCAUGGUGCAUGAGCAUCGCCGCAAUGGUUAUGGAGUGACCCGAAACAGCAUACAGAUUUCUGCACUUCAGUGGGCCAAAUCACAGCAAAGGAUUUAAGGCCACUGUAUCCUGGUGUACUAGGUUCUUGGAAAGGCACGAUCUGGUACUGAGGCAAAAGACCAAAAUUGCACAAAAAUUCCAGCAGAUCUCGACUGCAAAGUAAUUAAUUUCCUUCGCUAUGUAAUAAAACAGCCCAAGAAACGCGGCUAUGCAUUAAGUCAGAUCGAAAAUUUGGAUGAAACUCCAAUGAAAAUAAAACCGUAAAUUCCAAAGGUGCAAAAACCGUGUUUUUAAAAACAACAGGACAUGAGAAGUCCAGUUUUUCAGUGGUACUAGCAUGUACACCUGGUGGUGCCAAACUAAGACCCAUGAUUAUCUUCAAAAGAAAAACAAUGCCAAAAACAAGUUCCCUGUUGGAGUUUUUUGUACAUGUGAAUGAAAAAGGCUGUAUGGAUGAAGAAGGGGUAAAGCUAUGGCUUGAAAAUGUUUGGAGUAGAUGACCAGGUGGACUUUGUAAAGAAUGUAGCCUACUGGUGUGGGAUAUGUUCAGGGCUCAUUUAACUCCCAGCACAAAGGAAAGGCUGAAAAGAAUGAACACAGACGAAGCGGUUAUUCUUGGAGGAUUGACAUCUUUGGUACAGCCACUGGCCAUUUAAGGAUCGCAUUCGUGAGCAGUGAAUGAGUGGAUGGUUAGCGGCAAAAAGUCAUUCACAAAAGGAGGAAACAUGCGUGCUCCACAGUUGGAUGUUUUGUGCAACUCUAUCAUAAAAGCCUGCAAUGAAAUUGAUGCAGAAAAAGUAAUAAAGUCU